Beta vulgaris subsp. vulgaris (sugar beet) is the source of this 501-nucleotide messenger RNA. RefSeq lists its product as uncharacterized. Bases 1 to 501 code for a protein of 166 amino acids. The transcript has a single exon. NCBI's taxonomy places the organism in Eukaryota, Viridiplantae, Streptophyta, Magnoliopsida, Caryophyllales, Amaranthaceae. The record is from RefSeq and is a predicted model, not a curated record.
AUGCUGCAGGGGAAGAAUCAAAGUGUCAACUGGAAGAGACUAAUUUGUAAUAACCAGGCAACUCCUAAAAGCAAGUUUAUCUUAUGGCUGGCUUUACAUAAUAGACUUGCUACUAGAGAUAGGUUAAGCAAGUGGAAUGUCCCUUGUAGAAUAACUUGUAGCCUAUGUGAUUGUGCUAACAAAAGUGUUCAGCACUUGUUCUUUGAGUGCUCUUAUGAUGCAGCUAUUUGGAGAAGUGUAUAUCAUAUCAUACAUAUCACAAGUCAGGGUAACACUUUUGAGCAAGAGUGUAGCAAAGCCAUUGCUAAAGCAAGGGGUAGUACUAGAGUUGCCAGGAUUUAUAUUACGAGCUUCACUGAAACAGUAUAUGCACUAUGGAAACAAAGGAAUCACAAGAUUUUUAAUGGGAGAUGUGCUAAUAGCAAUCAAGUAGUUAAGGAGGUCAUUUUUAAGGUUGCUUGUUUGUGUAAAGAAGAUGAUGGAAAGCUGUUAAUUUACUAA